Molecule: messenger RNA, 471 nt
Organism: Opisthorchis viverrini
Lineage: Eukaryota; Metazoa; Platyhelminthes; Trematoda; Opisthorchiida; Opisthorchiidae
Exons: 2
Coding region: 1-471 (156 amino acids)
Source: RefSeq, a predicted model, not a curated record
AUGCUGCGACCUCUUUUGGUCGCCCAUCAACCACUGAUGGAAGAUAGGAAGGAAGUUCUAUACGGGUCAAAGGACAAAUGCGACAAAAGAAACAGGCGAAUCUUCGCAAGACGGACCACGGGGAGAAGCAACACGGGAGCUGUGGAUGAUAUGCGUCACUCUCUUCUAGCGAGAUGGCGAGAGCACGAAUUUACUGACAGAAAGGUCCGUGGUUCGAACCCGGCCUCUGCCUCUCGACUUCGCCUGUCUAAGCUUGAACAACCUGACAGUAUCCCAGCCCUCGUGCAACCUUUGGGUGGCAUGGCAGUUAGACACCGAAAGGGUGCUACAGCUGAACGAUUUUUACUCCCUUCUAAACACCAUCGCACUUUUCCGAAACGGACAAUAAGAAACACCUCUUUCGAAACGAAGUUGAUUACUCUGUAUAUAUUAGGAUUCAUCCAAUCGGACGAAGCAAUGAUGAAGUACUAA